This is a messenger RNA of Sparassis crispa, 573 nucleotides long. RefSeq names its product phosphatases II. Gene Ontology annotation, biological process: protein dephosphorylation; negative regulation of MAPK cascade. Gene Ontology annotation, molecular function: MAP kinase tyrosine/serine/threonine phosphatase activity; protein tyrosine/threonine phosphatase activity. Lineage: Eukaryota; Fungi; Basidiomycota; Agaricomycetes; Polyporales; Sparassidaceae. The record is from RefSeq and is a predicted model, not a curated record. The coding region runs from base 1 to 573 and encodes 190 amino acids. Gene Ontology annotation, cellular component: cytoplasm. The transcript has a single exon.
AUGAAGCUCAUUUCUCCUGCGCCGCUAUCGUUCAGCCCGUCCCUGUCCAGUGCGUCGUCCUGGCAUACUGCACAAUCUGCAUUCCCUGGCUCUCCUACCAGCGCCUCCGGUUCUUCUACUACCUUCGCGCCUACAGAGAUCCUCCCGCGACUCUUCAUAUCCGACCUCGGCGCCGCCGAGAGCGCCACGACCCUCACCUCCCUCGGGAUCACACACGUGGUCAGCGCGAUGUGCGGCCGCGUGCUCGUCCCCUCAGGCAUGCCGCUCAAGCACCUCCAGCUUCCCAUCCACGACAAUCCCUUCGCGGAACUCGCCCAACUCCUCCCGGCAGCGACGUCCUUUGUGUCCGACGCGCUCCGCGACCCAAACGCGCGCGUUCUCGUGCAUUGUGUGCAGGGCGUCAGCCGGAGUUCCAGUGUCGUCUGCGCCUUCCUCAUCGCCCACUACGGCUGGUCCCCCGACCGCGCCCUCCAGUUCGUCCGCUCCAAGUGGAGCCGCGCAGACCCAAACCCCGGGUUUGUCGGCCAGCUGAGCGAGUACGCGGAGUCGCUGCGAGCGCCCGCCCGUCAAUAG